Haliotis rufescens (red abalone) is the source of this 831-nucleotide messenger RNA. RefSeq lists its product as uncharacterized. NCBI's taxonomy places the organism in Eukaryota, Metazoa, Mollusca, Gastropoda, Lepetellida, Haliotidae. Bases 147 to 692 code for a protein of 181 amino acids. The record is from RefSeq and is a predicted model, not a curated record. The transcript is spliced from 3 exons.
UGGAGUAUGGAGGUAAGGCACGCGGCAUUCACGUGAUCACCGAUCAGUGCACUAACAAGGAAAUAUUUCCAACCCCUUAUUUAAUUUCAGUUUGACAUAUUUGUUUUGACAGUAUCCACCGGUUUAUCUUGAUCGCGAGUUCAGUGAUGAACAGCACAUGGCCAUUCGCGCGCUUGUUCAUGCAGAGCGCGCUCCACGUGGAACUGGUCCGAACAGCAUCGUAUUUAGCCCUGGCGGGAGUUAUCGCCCUUCUCCUGUGUCUACUCCUGCUCGCUACUAUCAACACAUGCCUCAUCUGCAGAAACCCAAGCGAAAAACGACCAUCUCCAUACAUCGAAUCCAUGACAGAUGACCCCAGAGCAGCGGGUCAAUGUUCACCAUAUCAUAUGACACACCUACAUGCACAGCGUGACGGCUCUGCAAAACCUGCUAGAAAAUCCUCUGGAAGCGGGGGAUACGCCAAGCCCUUCCACCCUGGCCGAGGAGUCAGUCUGAGCAAACACUAUGUGACAGUAGACAUAGAGCCUAACAAUGGGCACGGUUCUGCACCGAUGACAGAUGUUGGCCAUCAAUGCAGCACAUGGUACGACACUGACAUUGUCGUUCUUAGGAGUCCUCAAAACUCUUGCUUGAGAGACAAUGGGCGCUACUCGUGUAACGCCACAGACCCUUUGAAUUCACUGAUUUUCUGAGACUUUAACAGAUGGGAUCAGAGACUGAAUUCGUUAAUGUAUCAAUUCUGAUGUUCCAGCUUUAGAUAAGCAGCAAAGAAUGCCAUGUAUAUAUGCAUAUUGCUCAUUUGAGUUUUCCUGAAUAAAACUUUUUUAUUAA